Messenger RNA from Fragaria vesca subsp. vesca, 1334 nucleotides. RefSeq names its product fructose-1,6-bisphosphatase, cytosolic-like. Bases 204 to 1229 code for a protein of 341 amino acids. The transcript has 13 exons. Gene Ontology annotation, biological process: fructose 6-phosphate metabolic process; fructose metabolic process; sucrose biosynthetic process. Lineage: Eukaryota; Viridiplantae; Streptophyta; Magnoliopsida; Rosales; Rosaceae. Gene Ontology annotation, cellular component: cytosol; cytoplasm. Gene Ontology annotation, molecular function: fructose 1,6-bisphosphate 1-phosphatase activity. The record is from RefSeq and is a predicted model, not a curated record.
ACCUCGUCAGAGCUUCCUGUGAUGAUCGUGAAAAGAGUGAAAUGACAAAAACCUGGUAACCGCCGAAUCAGAAAGAAAACGACGAGAGGCGUUAUCUGAGUUUGAACCACCAGCUCCGUAACCCAUCCCAAGCCCUACACGUGUCCUCAGAAACUUCCAUUGGGUUGCAGAUUAGGCCUCGAGAAGAAGAGAGAGAGGAAAAAAUGGAUCAUGAAGCUGAUGCUUACCGUACUGACUUGAUGACCAUGACUCGGUUCGUGCUGAACGAGCAGUCCAAGCACCCUGAGUCACGAGGAGACUUCACCAUCUUGCUCAGUCAUAUUGUUCUUGGCUGCAAGUUUGUGUGCUCUGCUGUCAAUAAGGCUGGUCUGGCUAAACUUAUUGGCCUUGCUGGAGAGACCAAUGUUCAGGGUGAAGAGCAAAAGAAACUGGAUGUUCUUUCAAAUGAAGUUUUUGUGAAGGCUCUGGUCAGCAGUGGUCGAACUUGUAUCCUUGUUUCUGAGGAAGAUGAAGAUGCCAUAUUUGUGGAACCAUCAAAGCGCGGAAAGUACUGUGUUGUAUUUGAUCCACUGGAUGGUUCGUCUAACAUUGAUUGUGGCGUUUCAAUCGGCACGAUAUUUGGGAUUUAUGCACUAUAUGAUGGUGGUGAACCGAAACUAGAUGAUGUGUUGCAACCGGGAAAGAAUAUGGUGGCAGCAGGCUAUUGCAUGUACGGAAGUUCUUGCACGUUUGUGUUGACUACUGGAAGCGGAGUUCAUGGUUUCACCCUUGAUCCAUCUCUUGGAGAGUUCAUACUAACUCACCCAGACAUCAAGAUUCCGAAGAAAGGAAAGAUUUAUUCUGUGAAUGAAGGGAAUGCUAAGAACUGGGAUGGUCCAACAGCCAAAUAUGUGGAGAAAUGCAAAUUCCCAACAGAUGGUUCUCCACCAAAGUCUCUAAGAUACAUUGGAAGCAUGGUUGCUGAUGUUCAUCGGACAUUGCUUUAUGGAGGUAUCUUUUUGUACCCUGGUGAUAAGAAGAGUCCAAACGGAAAACUGCGUGUUCUCUACGAAGUCUUCCCCAUGUCAUUCUUGCUGGAACAGGCGGGAGGUCAAGCCUUCACUGGCAAAGAACGGGCCCUUGACCUCGUUCCAAAGAAGAUACAUGAGCGGUCUCCAAUAUUCCUCGGCAGCUAUGAUGAUGUGGAGGAGAUCAAGGCACUCUAUGCUGCUGAAGAAAAGAAAGAAUGAACUUACAGUUCUGAUUCUUUUAUGCGUAUUACAUGACCUUUUAUUGUUGCUCUGCUACUUCCACAUACUUUAUGAAUCUAUAAAUGGGAGAGUACAGUUUGUUGA